GUAGACGAUCAUGGCGCCGGUGGCCGCCUUCACCAUGGCUGGUCUGUUGUUUUUCUACACGCGGUCGUCAAUUCGCGCGGCAAGGCGAAAUGCGAGAGAUCACCAUCACCAGCACCAGCACCCACCACAGCAACAACAUGACGAUGAGAGGCGCCGGUAACGCGAUGGAUACAAACCGGGUUCUUCACACGAUGGGAGAGGUCGAGAUGUCUCGAGGGUGUUCAGUCAAAGGCAGAAAGAUACCCAGUUCCCAUUGCUAUCAGAAAAAAAGGAAACUUCAAAGAGAUAUUAUAUACAGACAUUGCCUAGUUGCCAUUUUUCGACCCAAACCAUCCAACAGAGAGCACAGAAAACAACCAUCUGAGCAAGGAAAUCCCAAGUGCGCACCCUCGUUGCCUAGGUAUCCUUUCACCGUCACCCCCUCCCCCCCCCCCUCGUUUUACUCCUCCUUCUUAUCUCCCUCCCCAUUAGCCUCCUCCUCCGCCUCCUCCUCCGCCUCGUCCUUCCCAUUCUCCUUCUCGUCCUCCUUCUCCUCACCCUUAGCCUCACCAUUCCCAUUCGCCUCCUUCGCCUCCAACUCCGACUUCGUCUCCCCCUCCACCUCAGCCUUCGACACACCAUCCCCCUCCUUCCCCUCACCACCAGCACCACCAUCCUCCCCCACCACACCCUCCACCACCUCCCUCACCACAUCCACCGUCUUAUCCGGCCCGCCCGUCUGCGCGGCAAGCACCUUCCCCGCCUUAUCCACGACAAAGACGCCGCGGGCGGUGCCGCGGGGCGCCUUCUGCAGGCCGACGGCGGCGAUCAGCGUCGCGCCCGGGUCGCACAGCAGCGGGUAGGGCAGGCGCUGCUUGGUGCGGAAGGUGGUGUUGGCCUUGGGCGAGUCGGCCGAGAGGCCGUACAGCGCGAGCCCCGAGGCCGUGCUCAGC
Messenger RNA from Chaetomium fimeti, 932 nucleotides. RefSeq lists its product as uncharacterized. The transcript has 3 exons. Bases 90 to 842 code for a protein of 250 amino acids. Lineage: Eukaryota; Fungi; Ascomycota; Sordariomycetes; Sordariales; Chaetomiaceae. The record is from RefSeq and is a predicted model, not a curated record.